CUCUAUUGGUUUGCUACUUUGUCACCCAGUGUAGGUCCAUUUUUCCGCAGGGAAUGCUGUAGCGUACAGCUCAUAACAGGACAGUUGAUGCAUUAAUAGCGGGAAUAUUUUGGGAAUUGAUGAACCACGAUUGGAGCGUAUGAAGCCCAGCAGAAUGGAUGUUGAGACUCUGAGUAAAGCAGAGCUGCUAAUGCUGCUGAGCAUAUUGGAGGGAGAGCUGGAGGCUCAGGACCUUGUCAUCCACACUCUCAGGGCACAGCAGCGAGACGCGUUUGUGCAGGAGCGGUACGGGCGAUAUGAUCUCAGUGACCCCUUCAUGGCUCUUCAGAGAGACAACGAGGCAAUGCAGGGUCACGAGCCGGGUCAAACUCAGGCUCGGGCUCAUGGUGGGAGAGGCCAGGUCAACCCAAGCCCACUGGCUGUCCUUAAGCUGGUGAUGAGCCACUGCAAGCGCAUGCAGGAGAAGAUGAUGGCACAGCUAGCGGCGGCUGAGAGCAGACACAGACGGGUUAUUGCUGACCUGGAGGAAGAGAAACGGCGCCAUGCCCAAGACACGGCUGAGGGUGAUGAUGUCACAUACAUGCUGGAAAAGGAAAGAGAGCGACUACUGCAGCAGUUGGAGCUGGAGAGGGCGAGGGCCGAGCGUCUUGAGCGCGAAUGUCACUCGCUUUCCACCCAGGUGGAGGAGAACCAGGCACAGCAGCAGCAGCUCUCUUCUAACCUGGCCAAGGAGUGCCAGCGUGCCAGUGCCCAAGCUCAGGAAGAGAGUGAGCGUGUUGCCCAGCUGUGCAGGCAGCUGGAGCAGGAACGCAGUGCCACGCAGAGUCUGCAAGCAGAGCUGAAGCAGGAGAAGACACAUGCCCUGCAGACGGAGGCCAGAGUCGAGCACCAGCUGGCCGAGUUCGACACGGAGCGUGAGCAGAUGAGAGCGAAGCUGCGCAAGGAGGAAAGCCACAGCAGAGAGCUGCAGGAGCUGAUCGAGCACCUCAGGAAAGAGCUGGAGGAUAUGAAGGAGAAGGAGGAAAGAUGGAGGGAAAAAGUGGAGGAGGAAAAGAAAGCCGCAGAAAAGCAGCCUAACGCAGCAUCAGCUUCUGCAGCCUGCCAGACUGAGCCAGAUGGGAAAGUGGUCAGCACUGAAAAAUCUCAACGGCUCAGACUCAACGGGCAUCAACUGCGUAAAGAGAGCGAGUCUUCAGAAGAGAAAAGCACUGAAAACGGAGGGGUAGAGAAUGGAGGAGCUCUGAGCUCACCUGUGCAUGCGCUUCAGUCUCUUUCUCCCAGCAGCACGGCCUGCUCAUCACUGUCCUCCUCGCCGUGCUCCUCGCCCGUACUGGCCAAGCGCUUGGCGUCAUUGGGCACCUGCAGCCCCACAUACCCAUCAUCUUACCAGGCGAGCGUGAACCAGCGCUUCCAAGCCGCCAGACACAAGUUCCAACAGCAGGCUGAGCAAGGUGGAGCGAUGCCCCUGUCGCCUCGCGAGCUUUCUCCCACCUCUACACCAGUGCCUCCUCUGUCCGAGAACUCCACUGCCAAGCAGAUGGCUCGCAACACUGUCACACAGGUGCUGUCGCGCUUCACCAGCCAACAGGCAGCAGGCAAAUCACCCGCUCCUAACAGUUCACCGUUUGGCACUGAUUACCGUACACUUGCAACAGCUUCCUCACCCACUAGCAAAGGGCCGUGCACUCUGUCACCUGGCAUCCGCUCACCCAUAACCCCCCGGGGGGAGAGAAGCUUUGCAGCCCCGGUAGCCCAAAAGAAGCCUGGCACAAACCAGAAUCCAGGGUCACCCGUAUCUGCAUCCUCGCCUCGCUCUUCUCACUUCCCCGAGCUCUCGAAUAGCUGUGGCAUCAGCAGCACACAGGAGGGCGCUAAAGAGCUCGACCUGCUCAUGUCCAAAUCCAGCUAACCACUAACAAAAGCCAAGGCUUCACCACUUAAUGUCCUUUUAAAUUUAGCACUAGGCUUAAUAGAAAACUAGGGUUCUGGAAACUGUGUGCUUCAGUGAAGUCUGAAAAGGCUUGAAGCACUAAGCAGAACAAAAAGAAUAUAACAGAAAACAACUCGCACAUACCAAACCUGCAGAUUAACUAAUGAGUCAAAUCAAACACUGAUUUUUUUUUUGAGUGUUGGAACAGUGGAGCUCACCAAACUAUCCAAAUCCAGCUAACCACAGGCCAAAUCCACAAAUAGCUCAAAUUAAAGGGCCUAAUCCAUACGCAGCCUCUCUUGGCUCCACUAUUAUCCCUUCUCUAACAGAUUACAGAGCACUCUAAACACUCAAAGCACUCACACUUGCACUCCUGUAUUCCUUUACUCUCCAAAUCCACACAUAAAAAAAGAUCUUUGCAACUGAGAAGCAGAGCAGUGGACAUGGGCUCUUCAUUCUACUGUGGACACUACACAAGGAAGACAACAUUUAUUUAAAUUUCCUUUUUUUUAAUUAAUACAUUAUUAUAUUAACAUCUUGUAUAUUGAGAUAUUUUAUUUAUCCCUAUCAUGUUCCUCUCAUACCACGCAUAUUCUAAGUGGAAAAAGGAAGAAGUGUUAUAAAUGUUAAAAAAAAAACUGACUUUAAAUUAAACAGCAAUAAUUAAUGAUGCAUUCUCAGGUGACCAACCAAUAGUUAGAAUAAACAUGAAAAGAUCACAUUAGUUUUAUGUAUCAAAAUAAAUGAUAUAUACUAUGAAAACUAUUUCCAAGUAGUAGAACAAAUUGCACUUUGGCUAUAUUAAACCCUCCUGCUUUCACUGUUUUUGGGAAGAAAAAUGAUUUUGCAAGCUACAUGUGGACGAAUAUUUCAUAACAUUAAAACACAUUCAGAGAAUUCAAGAUAGUAAAGGACUCGAAUGGUGUGUUUGACAUACCAUUUACUACAGUAGUACACGGUUUGAGACUUGGCCCAAGUGUUCAUGGCUGUGAGGAUGUAGUUAUCUGCUGCUGUUAAGGUAUUAGAAAAAUAAGAAUAAAAACUUUAAUAUGCGCAGGAACAUUACGAUCACAGUUCUGGUCUAGGAGCAGUCUGCACGUCAAUUUGUUGCCGCGUAAUUGUCUUCUGCAAGUUCGUAAACAGCAAAUAAGCUACAGCUGAACGAACUAAUAACUUAAUGUUAGUCAGCUAGAUAAAAUAAGUUUUACUUGAAGAGAAAAGAGUCGCACCGCUGUAACGUCAGAGCUAUGACAGGAGCUUUCCACAAGGCUGUGUGAAUCUCUGGGGCUAAGGGUAGUAAGCUAGCUAGCUAGCUAGAAUAAAGUAUAAAGAGCAAAACUUUAAAACUUAAAAAUGUUGUCUGGUUGCUAAAAUACAUGCAUUGAUAUAUAUUUAACAGCUUAAAGUAUCAAAAUACACAAAUACACCAAACACAAGUAGUUACAUAUCUAUCCACUUGAUGGCUAUCUUUAUCUCAUCAGCUAAAAUAACUUCACUGUAAUACUGAUUCCACAAAUCCAGAUAGGAUCAAUCAAGUGAACAUUAUAACACUAGCUUCCCACUAAAUUAACAAAUAAAUGCCUUACCUGUUCAGCAAGAGAAAAAAGCUACAGUUCCUGAAUCAGUCUGAGUCUCUUGUCCCUAUUGACUAUAUUGACUCUCUCCCCUGAUUGGCUGCCUGUCACUGUGUAUUUGGACUUCUUUAGUGCCUAAAGUUGGGCCGUGAUGAUGUUUAGCAACAACAUUACUCUUAAGAUAAGUUAUUGUGAAUUUUUUCUUCUAUUUUGAUGGAAAAUUGGCAUAAAAGCUGUUAACCUUUUAUUUUAUGAUUCAUCUUACAAAUGCUGCUGUUUUGGGAAUUUAAAGCACGUCAGAUGCAAGAUUGAAAUUAACUGAUUUUUUAAUGAGUUUCAGGUAAUAGAGUAACAGGAUAAAAGUUAAACUUACUUACUGAAAAACUAGAGCCAGUUUAUUGGAUGGGUUAAGGUGAGUAGGUGAUUUAAUUCAGAUGAAAGCUUAAUCUUUGCUAGACUAAAUUUAAUCUGUGUAAUGGAAACUAUCCUAAUGAAAAAGCUUAAAGAGCAUGUUCUUGUAAGCAGUAAGCAGAGAACAGUCUGCAGAGACAGGAGCACAUCUGUUUCUGUUCUAAGCACAGAAGGGAGACAACAUAAAUACUAAAACUGAUUAGUUAACUAAUGAGUUGACUGGCAUGUUGGAAAGGAGAAAUGAGCAAACAUCACCCUCUAGUGUCAGUGAUGAGAAAAGCUCUCACUCCAUUUAACAUUAGACUUUUUUCCAUUAGUGUGGAACAUCAUGUGAAGUAACACUGCAUUUUUCCACUUCAAUCUGUAAGGAGUGGUCAAGAGCAGACUUCUAGAAAAAUAUUCCCUCCAAAUAUGUAGCUUGAAAUAGUCAGCCAGGUGGGUAGUAAAUGCUCAGUGUAGGUAAAUCUAGCAUGUGAUUUGAAACAUUAUAUAAUCAUCUGAAAAAUCAUUAAGAAAUAAAUGACACCAGACUUUCCUGCAUGCUUUCUUUUUCUAUGUGCUCAUGUAAAAAUGCAACAGGAAUUUUGCCUCAUGUGUACACAAUUUGAUUCACAUUAUAUGGCAACUUCAUAAAGAAUUGUACGUAACUGUAGUAGUUUGUCCAAGAUGCUAGAAAUAGCAUACUAGGAAUGAAAGUUGCUCAUUAGAUAAAUAAAAGCACAAAUGGGUUAGAGAGGAAGGGGUCUGAUGAUUUUAAUCUCUAGGGCUGUCUAAUAGAUAUGAAGAGGCUUUAAAAAAAUAAACUGUCACUCAGUGGAUUGUUGUUGUAUAUGGAUAUUUCAUAUGUUUCUAGUUUUACCAUCCUUGCAAAUAGUCAGCCUACUUAAUCCUUUCACUUUUCUUGUCAAACGACACUUAAAUUGCACACAAAUUGAAGUGUGAAACACCAACUCCUCAGUCUGAAGUCUAACCUGUGGGCAGUACUCACACGGUUUUCGUUAUCUUCUUAUAAGGAUUUAUGUUUAACUCCAACUUUCCUUCUGGUCUGAUACCUCACAAAGCCUUUACUGUAUUUUUUUUGUCCAGCACAAACCUGGGCUUGUACUACUGUAAUUUUUUGUGACUUUUUUUUAAAUGAAACUGUUCGUCUUGAAGAUAAUGAAUAUGCAUUUUACCUGGUGUUCUUAACAAGAAUUGCUCCACACUGCAAAAACUUUUUUUUUUUUUUUUUUAAAUGAAUGGGAAAAUAAAAUCUUUUGGAGCUCAACUUACAUAAUAUUGUUUGUAAACGUGUCAUGGUUUUUCCAUUUAAUCUUCAUUCAUCUUUAGGCACCACUUUAUCCUGGUAAGGGCUGCUGUGGAUCCUGAGCCUAUCCCAAGAACACUGUGUGCAAGACAAGAUUCUACUCCAUGAUAAUAUGCCAAACACACACACACACACACACACACACAUUCCCUAGAUUUGAAAGUAAGGAGUAAUCAAUCCACAUACUGGCAUUUUUUGGGGAGCUGGGAGGAAACAGGAGGACCCUGAGGAAGCCCAUGUGGACACAGGGACAAUGUGAAGGUUCACACAGACAGUAUACCAGAGUCAGGAACACAACACUGAGUUUUAUCAAAAUUACAAAAUAUUAGCUGUAGCUUGAAACUGUCAAAGAUAUCUGAAAAUGCAUUGGGAUGCGUUAAUGCUUUAUUGUCUAGAUUAAACUAAAUUAAAGUUUAGAGCUUUUAAGUUUUUAUUUUGUAAUGCAUCACCUGAUCAUCCACUUUGAUGGAUUGGUCAGUGAAGGAAAAAUAGCAAUAGCGUUACUCUCAAGAUAAAUUAUCAGUAUUUUUUUUUCUUUUGUGAUUGAAAAUUGGCAUAAAAACUUUCAAGGAAUCUUUUAUUUUCUGAUCCAUCUUAUAUAUGCUGCUAUUUUGAGAAUUUAAGCCACCUCAGAUGCAAGAUUGAGAUUAACUACGUUUUAAACAAGUUUCAGGUAACAGAGUAACAGGUUUAAGACUUGUUACUUGUUAAGACAAGUUAAGUUAAACUUACUGAAAAACUAGAACCAGUUUAUUGGAUGAUUUAAGGCAACUGGGUGAUUUAAUUAAGACCAAAGCUUAAUCUUUGCUGGCAGAACCCACUGUUGCACUACACAUCUACAAUCCCAACUCCAGUCUCAGGAUAGAACCAAUGCUACCCUCUGCAAUGUUGUGCUGCCCUGCAUUUACUCUUUAAAAUGAACUUUUUUAAUCUGCCCUUGCCUAAAUUUACUAGAGUUUUAGUUCUAGUCUUAAUUCACAUCAAGGGAAAGGCACAACAUUGUUACCUUGUUGUUGGGUCCUGGAAAUCCUUAUGUACCUUUGGAGACUUACCUUUAGAGGACUAUCAGGGUUUACUACAGUAUGAAGUCACUUCAGCAUGUUAAAGCGGUCCAAUCAAGUCUAGGUUAUUACACUGAAUAAGUGCACUAAAGCCAGUCUCCGCUGAGUCAAAGAGCUAUAAACAGACCCCUGAAAGAGGAAAAACAUUCCAGACAGUUUCAGUCAUCAGCUUGGUGCCAAUUCUUUAUUACCUGUGAGUAGCAUAGACUUUGCUAAAAUCAGCAUAAGAGCUUUGUUACAGGACAGAGAGAGACAGAGGUGAUGUGAAAGUGAUAUUAUACAGUGUGACAAUGCUUCCGUGUUCAGGGUGAAUUUUACAGUGAUGAAGCACCGAACAGUACCAUGACAUGAACAUGCGACAGCAACACUGAUGACGCCCCCGUACGCUUCAGGACAGCAGAGUGCAUAGAACAACUCCGAUUUGCUGUUUGCAUUGUAAGACUCGUUCAAUUCUGGACACCCCAAAGCGCGCAGGAUGCCUACAACAAAAGAGUGCUAGCGUGGGUUUUAAGGACUGCUUAGUAAAAUAUAACAUCUGUAUGUAUAAAUAUGAAACUCAGAAUUAACAGGGAUUUCUCUGCCAUGGGAAAGAGGACUACUGGCUUCUUUUCUUUUAUUGAUUUUGGAAUUCAUAUUUUGAAUGUUGUCUUUUUUUUUUUUUUGGGGAGGGUUUAAGUUACAGGUGGAAGGAGGUACUAAGAGUAGGCAUUAAGACAAAGACCAAUUCCAACACUCAGACACAAGCCUUCCC
Pangasianodon hypophthalmus (striped catfish) is the source of this 7033-nucleotide messenger RNA. It is a transcript of the gene cttnbp2nlb, whose product is annotated as CTTNBP2 N-terminal like b. The coding region runs from base 140 to 1909 and encodes 589 amino acids. The record is from RefSeq and is a predicted model, not a curated record. Lineage: Eukaryota; Metazoa; Chordata; Actinopteri; Siluriformes; Pangasiidae. The transcript has 5 exons.